Lottia gigantea (owl limpet) is the source of this 1693-nucleotide messenger RNA. RefSeq lists its product as hypothetical. Lineage: Eukaryota; Metazoa; Mollusca; Gastropoda; Lottiidae. Gene Ontology annotation, biological process: formaldehyde catabolic process. Gene Ontology annotation, molecular function: S-(hydroxymethyl)glutathione dehydrogenase [NAD(P)+] activity; zinc ion binding. The transcript has 10 exons. Bases 1 to 1134 code for a protein of 377 amino acids. The record is from RefSeq and is a predicted model, not a curated record. Gene Ontology annotation, cellular component: cytosol.
AUGUCGGACACUGUAGGCAAGACAAUCACCUGUAAGGCAGCUGUGGCCUGGGAAGCCAAGAAACCAUUAGUUACAGAAACUAUCGAGGUUGAGCCACCUAGAGCUGGAGAAGUCAGAAUUAAAAUUCUAGCUACCGGUGUAUGUCAUACUGAUGCUUAUACUUUAGACGGGUUUGAUUCAGAAGGUGCUUUCCCAGUGGUAUUAGGGCAUGAGGGAGGUGGUAUUGUUGAAAGUGUUGGAGAAGGUGUAACAUCCGUAAAAACAGGUGAUCAUGUAAUUCCCUUGUACAUUCCUCAAUGUUAUGAUUGCAAAUUUUGUACCAGUAAGAAAACAAAUUUAUGCUCAAAAAUUCGUGCCACGCAAGGUAAAGGUGUGAUGCCUGAUGGAACGUCUAGAUUUCGAUGUAAUGGUAAACAGUUAUUCCAUUUUAUGGGAUGUAGUACAUUCAGUGAAUAUACUGUUGUAGCUGAAAUUUCUGUCAGCAAGGUUGAUGAGAAAGCACCACUAGAGAAAGUUUGUUUGUUGGGCUGUGGUAUUUCAACUGGGUAUGGUGCAGCUUUAAAUAGUGCUGGUGUUGAAUCUGGUUCAACAUGUGCUGUUUGGGGAUUAGGAGCUGUAGGAUUAGCUGUUAUUAUGGGGUGUAAAAAAGCUGGUGCUACAAGAAUUAUUGGUGUAGAUAUAAAUUCUGCUAAAUUUAAAGUUGCUGAAGAUUUUGGAUGUACAGAGUUUAUAAAUCCCAAGGAUUAUGAUAAACCAAUACAAGAAGUUAUAGUAGAGAAAACAGAUGGAGGGUGUGAUUAUACAUUUGAAUGUAUUGGCAAUAUAGGAACUAUGAGAGCAGCAUUGGAAUCAUGCCAUAAAGGUUGGGGUGUAUCUACUAUAAUAGGUGUAGCAGGAGCUGGUCAGGAAAUAUCAACCAAACCCUUUCAACUUGUCACUGGAAGGGUAUGGAAAGGCUCAGCUUUUGGAGGUUGGAAGAGUAGGGAUAGUGUACCUAAAUUAGUGGAUGAAUAUAUGCGUAAAGAAUUGAAAGUUGAUGAAUUUGUUAGUUUCACUCUACCUCUUGAUAAAAUCAACGAAGCUUUUGAUUAUAUGCACAGUGGAAAAAGUAUAAGGUCUGUGGUAAAGCUGUAAAGAAGAUGGUAUAAAAUGAAAAAGUGCCUCCUAAAUUGAUAAAUUUGUUAUGCUUUAAGAUGAUUGUCUGAAAAACUGAACCAAAUUGUUAAAACAAUAAAAUGAUAUCCUAAUUAUGUCAAUAUUUGUUUGAAUAAUGUGUGUAUUAAGUAUGUUGUAUGCAUAUUGGAAAUAUCUUAGUAUAUAAUGUUAAUGUGAAGUAUCACCUGUUUAAAUCCAAUUGUUCACAAAUAAGUUUGAUUAAGCUUUAAUAGUGCUUAGCAUUUCUAUUUAUGUGCCAGAUUUUGUCUGUUUUUGAUAAUUAGCAUUUAUAUGUACAUUUAACUCCAUGGGUAUUUGUAACUUUUAUGAAAGAUCAGUAUUUGUGUGGUUGUUUUUGUUGUUUCUAUUACUGUGCAAAAUUUGCUUUUAUAAUACAGAUUUUAGGAAAAUCAUAACUUUUUAUGCUUCAUUUUUUUAAGAAUAUGUUGAAAUUUAUUAGGAUAUCGCAUAAAUUAGUGUUUGAUAUUGGGGCAUUACUACAUUUACCAUGUAAAAUAAAAAUUUAUAUCUUCAAAAA